GAUCGGAAGAGAUUCUACAAUGCAGAUGCAAAGGGUUGAUGUUGAGGAAGAGCUAAGGAGAACGAAGGAGCAAUUGGGAUUGGCAGAGGAAGGAAGAGACCGAGCACUCGAUGAACUUCAAGGGAUGAAGGUGUUGGCUCAAGAGGCCAACAUGAGGCUAAGUGAGGCAUUGUCUUCUCGAAAGGUGAGGGAGGUAACUUCGGAGCUUAAUUCUGUGAAAGAAUCGCUGUCUAAUACAAAACAAGAAUUGAAAAUCAAAGAAACGAAUUUAGAGUCCUUGAAUCUUGAACUCGACAGGGCUAAUAAACAGUUUGAGGUUAAAUUGGCAGAGUGGGACUCGUCGUUAGAUAGGGUGAAUGAGGAAUUGAUUAAUGUGAAACUCUCUGAGAGUCACGCCAUGCGUUUAUUGUCUGAAAGUAAGGAAAGGAUUAAGGAACUCGAAGCUGAAAUGGAGAGAAGAAAGCUAUCGGAAGCCAAAAUGCAUGAGACAGUGGCCUCCCAUACAAAACAGCUCAAGGAAAACAAAGUUGAACUCGAAGAAUCCAAGAUCGAAAAUGUUUCUCUUUGUGAAAAGAUGGAAAAGUUGAAGGUUUUGUCUAGGCAAAAUAGUGGAGUUCUUGAUGUAUCUCAAAAGUAUGACAACAUUGAUUCCAUGAAAGAGGCGUUUGAAAGUCUCAAAUCCGAACUCAAAUUGGCAGAAGAGAAGCUGGCUUCUGCCCAAGAGGGUGAAAAAGUUGCCUUGUCGAAAGCCAAAAGCCUACUUGAUGAGAUGAACUCGCUUAAAAAUGAACUGAAGUUGGCAAUUGAGGCAGAAGAGAAGGGCAAGAAGGCCUUGGAUGAUCUCGCGUUAGCAUUGAAAGAAGUCGCGACAGAAUCCAACCGAACAAAGGAGAAACUAGGUGCAACUCGUGUGGAGCUAGAGCACGUAAAAGGGGAGGCAGAGCAAUUGAAGACAAUGGUGAGGAGUACUGAGGAAAUGUAUCAAAAGCUUUUGGACGAAACAAAGAAAGAAAGCGAGCUGAACAAAAACACGGUGGAGAGACUGAGAUUAGAAGCAGAGGAGUCGCUUUUGGCAUGGAAUGACAAAGAAAUGGGCUUUGUUAGUUGCAUAAAAAGAGCUGAAGAAGAGAAGACUCAUGCACAACAGGAGAACAUUAGACUGACCGAGUCCCUAAAAGCAUCCGAAAACAUGACCAAGGCAUCUAGGAAGGAAGUUCAAAAGAUAAGGGAUAUACUGAAGCAGGCCAUUAAUGAAGCCAACAUUGCCAAAGAAGCUGCUGGCAUUGCUAGAGGCGAAAAUUCGCAACUCAAGGAUUAUCUAGCCGACAAGAAUCAGGCCUUGGAUCUCCUAACUCAGGAAAACGAAAACCUUAGGAUCAAUGAGGCUGCAGCUCAUGAAAGUAUCAAGGAGUUGAAGCAAUUGCUUUCUGCAGCAUCAACAAAGGUGUCAAAGGCCAAGGACGAGGAGGAAGGAUGGAUAUUCAAGUCCCCGAAUUCAAUGGCUAAGGAGCAGCAAGAGAACGAAAGAAUCUACAAAACUAUCAGUUUCGAUCUUCACAAUUUAAAACUCCAGAAUAAUCAUGAUGAAGAUUCGGAAUUGGAGAUGGAUUAUGGUAACCCUGAAAAAGUUGAAGCACUCAAGGGUUCAAUAUUUGAUACUGCAGAUUCGCCGAAAAUGGACCACAAUACACGAAAAUCAUCAGGCCAUCAGCGCAGAGGGUCUUCGUUCAUGGAUUAUGGAGAAACAACAAAUUCAGAAGAUUUUGAUCACCUAGAUGGGACUCAUUUUGAUGAUGCAGAUGGUGAUAAACACUCACAGAGGAAAAGGAAAGCACUGUUACGAAGAUUCGGAGAUCUUCUCGUGAGGAAAAGUAUUCAUAAAAAAGAACCACUAUCCCUUGAAUAAGCAGUGUUACCAAAAUUUUCCUAUAUAUAACUUCUCCGCAUGCAGAGCUAAGACUUCGUAUAUUUGACUUUUCCAGCUCGUGCUCUUUUUUACAGUCUUUUAGUUAAAAGUAGAACUAGUUUUUUUUUAAA
Cornus florida is the source of this 2037-nucleotide messenger RNA. RefSeq names its product putative WEB family protein At1g65010, chloroplastic. The transcript has a single exon. The record is from RefSeq and is a predicted model, not a curated record. Lineage: Eukaryota; Viridiplantae; Streptophyta; Magnoliopsida; Cornales; Cornaceae. The coding region runs from base 20 to 1906 and encodes 628 amino acids.